This is a messenger RNA of Saimiri boliviensis boliviensis (Bolivian squirrel monkey), 2612 nucleotides long. RefSeq names its product adrenoceptor alpha 1D (gene ADRA1D). Gene Ontology annotation, cellular component: plasma membrane. The record is from RefSeq and is a predicted model, not a curated record. Lineage: Eukaryota; Metazoa; Chordata; Mammalia; Primates; Cebidae. Gene Ontology annotation, molecular function: alpha1-adrenergic receptor activity. Gene Ontology annotation, biological process: cell-cell signaling; positive regulation of vasoconstriction; positive regulation of cytosolic calcium ion concentration.
GCGGGUCGUUCGUACUUCGCCCUGGCCCGGCCCCCGACGGCCGCGCGUUGAGAUGACUUUCCCCGAUCUCCUGAGGGUCAGUUUCGAGGGACCCCGCCCGGACAGCAGCGCAGGGGGCUCCAGCGCUGGCGGCGGCGGGGGCAGCGCGGGCGGCGCGGCCCCCUCAGAGGGCCCGGCGGUGGGCAGCGUGCCGGGGGCCGCGGGCGGCGGCGGCGGCGGCGUCGUGGGUACAGGCAGUGGCGAGGAAAACCGGAGCUCCGCAGGGGAGCCAGGGAGCGCGGGUGCAGGCGGCGAUGUUAAUGGCACGGCGGCCGUCGGGGGGCUGGUGGUGAGCGCGCAGGGCGUGGGUGUGGGCGUCUUCCUAGCAGCCUUCAUCCUUAUGGCCGUGGCAGGUAACCUGCUUGUCAUCCUCUCAGUGGCCUGCAACCGCCACCUGCAGACUGUCACCAACUAUUUCAUCGUGAACCUGGCGGUGGCCGACCUGCUGCUGAGCGCCACGGUGCUGCCCUUCUCGGCCACCAUGGAGGUUCUGGGUUUCUGGGCCUUUGGCCGGGCCUUCUGCGACGUGUGGGCAGCCGUGGACGUGCUGUGCUGCACGGCCUCCAUCCUCAGCCUCUGCACCAUCUCCGUGGACCGGUACGUGGGCGUGCGCCACUCACUCAAGUACCCAGCUAUCAUGACCGAGCGCAAGGCGGCCGCCAUCCUGGCGCUGCUCUGGGUCGUAGCCCUGGUGGUGUCUGUAGGGCCGCUGCUGGGCUGGAAGGAGCCUGUGCCCCCUGACGAGCGCUUCUGCGGUAUCACCGAGGAGGCUGGCUACGCUGUCUUCUCCUCAGUGUGCUCCUUCUACCUGCCGAUGGCGGUCAUCGUGGUGAUGUACUGCCGCGUGUACGUGGUCGCGCGCAGCACCACCCGCAGCCUCGAAGCGGGCGUCAAGCGCGAGCGGGGCAAAGCCUCGGAGGUGGUGCUGCGCAUCCACUGUCGCGGCGCGGCCACGGGCGCCGACGGGGCUCAAGGCACGCGCAGCGCCAAGGGCCACACCUUCCGCAGCUCGCUCUCCGUGCGCCUGCUCAAGUUCUCCCGUGAGAAGAAAGCGGCCAAGACGCUGGCCAUCGUCGUGGGUGUCUUCGUACUCUGCUGGUUCCCUUUCUUCUUUGUCCUGCCGCUCGGCUCUCUGUUCCCGCAGCUGAAGCCAUCGGAGAGCGUCUUCAAGGUCAUCUUCUGGCUGGGCUACUUCAACAGCUGUGUGAACCCGCUCAUCUACCCCUGUUCCAGCCGCGAGUUCAAGCGCGCCUUCCUCCGCCUCCUGCGCUGCCAGUGCCGUCGUCGCCGGCGCCGCCGCCCCCUCUGGCGAGUCUACGGCCACCACUGGCGGGCCUCCACCAGCGGCCUGCGCCAGGAUUGCGCCCCGAGCUCGGGCGCCGCGCCCCCCGGAGCGCCGCUGGCCCUCACCGCGCUCCCUGACCCCGACCCCGACCUCGACCUCGACCUCCCAGACAUGCCCGAGAUGCAGGCUCCGGUCGCCAGCCAUCGAAAGCCUCCCAGCGCCUUCCGCGAAUGGAGGCUGCUGGGGCCGCUCCGGAAACCCACCACCCAGCUGCGCGCCAAAGUCUCCAGCCUGUCGCACAGGAUCCGCACCGGGGGCGCGCAGCGCGCAGAGGCAGCGUGCGCCCAACGCUCAGAGGUGGAGGCCGUGUCCCUAGGCGUCCCCCACGAUGUGGCCGAGGGCACCACAUGCCAGGCCUACGAGUUGGCUGACUACAGCAACCUACGGGAGACUGAUAUUUAAGGACCCCAGAACUAGGCCGCGGAGCGUGCUGGGCUUGGGGGUAAGGCGGCCUAGAGAGGGAGGCUGGCUUUGUUCAAGAGGCGCCAUGCAAAUCAGAGACCCGGAAACUGAUCGAGGUAGCUGCUCUGUGGCCUCCCUGAGAAACUGGGCGGAGCUUGAGGCGGAGCCCUUGAAAGGUGAAAAGUAAUGGGGCCCCCUGCUGGACUCAGGUGCCCAGAGCUCUUCUCUUAAAAGGGAAGGACUGCGGGCUCCGUGAGGCCGUUUGCUCCCAAUCCGUGUUUGAGAAACACUGCCCCAUCCCCCAUGCCCUGAACCCUGAGCAAACAGCGCCAAGCAUGGCCAGGAAAGCCUCCCUCUCCUCUUCUGGGGAAUUGGAACAGAAGCUUUGUGGCCAGUUGCCCCAGUGCCUCCCUUAGGGAAAAAGUCAGUGGGGCCAAGGCUCCUUAGUGGACACAUUCUUACUGCCGACUGGAGGAACCCAGUAGACCUACCACCACCACCCACAAGCUUUGGUGGCAGAUUGGCCGUCAUACAAGUCUGUUGUAUUUAUCCAUGGGCCCUCUGUCCACCGCCCAGGCUCCUCCGUGCACCCCCAUCACCUGGCCCUGCCCCUCAUUACUUCCCCUCAAGGGCCUUACUGUUUACACUCUGUACAUAGCUCAUUGUGCCUGUGCCCAUCACUUCUUGCUGGGAUUCCGAGCCACCAAUUGGAGAGCUUUAUUUGUCAUUUUGAGACAUAUUUAUUGGUAAGAGUACUUCUAUUUUGUCCACACUGUGCAAACUGUCCCUCUUUAGCCCGUAACCCAUAAAAAUCUACUUUUUUCCC